GGACGGCCCUUGCAGCAUGGCCGCCGGCGCCGCCGCCGCCUUGGCCUUCUUGAGUCAGGAGAGCCGAGCCCGCGCCGGGGCGGGCGGGGGUCUGCGGGCCCCAGCUCCGGUCACGAUGGACAGUUUUUUUUUCGGCUGUGAGCUCUCCGGCCACACCCGCUCUUUCACCUUCAAAGUAGAGGAAGAGGAUGAUGCGGAGCACGUGCUGGCUUUGACCAUGCUCUGCCUCACCGAGGGAGCCAAAGAUGAGUGUAAUGUGGUGGAAGUCGUGGCCCAGAACCAUGACCACCAGGAGAUUGCAGUCCCCGUAGCCAACCUCAAGUUGUCCUGCCAACCCAUGCUCAGCUUGGAUGACUUCCAGCUCCAACCACCAGUAACCUUCCGCCUGAAGUCAGGUUCUGGCCCUGUGCGGAUCACUGGGCGGCACCAGAUUGUUACGAUAAGCAAUGACGUUUCUGAGGAAGAAGAGAGCGAAGAAGAAGGGAGUGAGGAGGAGGAGGUUGAGUUGUGCCCCAUCCUGCCUGCCAAGAAGCAAGGGGCCAGGCGCUAGCCCUCCUUGGUCAGCUAGCUGCUUGCCACAUGCGCCAUGCACCAUGUUCCUGUACAAGUUUCAAGAAUUUUAAAUGUCUUUUCCAUUGAAGAGGAGGAGUGGGAGUGGGGGGUCUCGGGCUGGUGCUAGUGACAGGGGGUCCCAUUCUCCAUAGGGUCCUGGUGUUCCCUAUACCAUGCCUGGGCUUUUCUCUAGGAGUGGGAGGACCUGAACUUCUACCCUGACCCUCUCUCCCCAUUUGCCUUUGAGGUUGGAGGUCAGCAUCUGAAGCUCAGGACUGCACAUUUUUAACACUUUUUACAUUUUUGGAUAAAGGUUGAAAUAAAGUGAUGUGGAGUUUUUUUGCAACUCA
Messenger RNA from Equus quagga, 902 nucleotides. RefSeq names its product nucleophosmin/nucleoplasmin 3 (gene NPM3). Gene Ontology annotation, cellular component: nucleoplasm; nucleolus; cytoplasm. Gene Ontology annotation, molecular function: RNA binding; histone binding; chromatin binding. The transcript has 6 exons. Bases 17 to 550 code for a protein of 177 amino acids. Gene Ontology annotation, biological process: chromatin remodeling. The record is from RefSeq and is a predicted model, not a curated record. NCBI's taxonomy places the organism in Eukaryota, Metazoa, Chordata, Mammalia, Perissodactyla, Equidae.